Balearica regulorum gibbericeps (East African grey crowned-crane) is the source of this 1282-nucleotide messenger RNA. The record is from RefSeq and is a predicted model, not a curated record. NCBI's taxonomy places the organism in Eukaryota, Metazoa, Chordata, Aves, Gruiformes, Gruidae.
AUGGCAGGACUGAGACCUGUGAGAAAAACGAUGCAUGACAGUGUCAAAUGCAGAGAUGCCCGAGAAGGGGUGGCUGGACUGAAAGCCACCCUUGUGUAUGGAGAAACCUGUGCUUUGGAUUGCAUCCAGCCGAGAGAGCCUGUGAGAGUUUCAUUUUUCCGUCUGGAAGCAAAGCGUGUCAAUUUGUCUGUAGUCCGAGCGUAUUCUCUUCUGCCUCCAACUCCGGGAGCUGUCGGAGGGCUGGGUUUCGGGGUUAGCUCCCCGCGGGCUGCCAGCGGCACGGCCCAGGCAUCGCUGCGUCGGCAAUUGGCCCGUGGCGAAAUCGGACCCGAGGAAGAGUCCCUGAGCGAAGAUGCGGAGGGUGAGGCUUUAAGUGAUCGCAGUAGGGGUCUGACUGCUCUGGUUCUUCUUUCCUUGGAGACUAACGGCAGGACUCCCAAAUUUCAGCUAGGCAGCCAGACCAAUCAAGUAGUAGGUGUCCUGGUCAGCAUCUGCACGAAAAAAUUUUAUUACAUCACGCUGCUGAGAGACCCUGUAUCUCGUUACCUCAGCGAAUGGCGUCACGUCCAACGAGGAGCUACGUGGAAGACCUCCUUGCACAUGUGUGAUGGCAGGACACCAACUCCUGAAGAGCUGCCGUCGUGCUAUGAAGGCACAGACUGGUCAGGCUGCACGCUGCAGGAGUUCAUGGAUUGCCCGUAUAAUUUGGCCAACAACCGCCAAGUGAGGAUGUUGGCUGACUUGAGCUUAGUUGGCUGCUACAACAUGUCUUUCAUCCCAGAGAACAAGCGAGCACAGAUCCUGCUGGAGAGUGCAAAAAAGAACCUCAAAGACAUGGCCUUCUUCGGCCUGACAGAGUUCCAGAGAAAGACUCAGUACCUGUUUGAGAGAACUUUUAAUCUGAAAUUCAUCCGGCCCUUUAUGCAGUACAACAGUACCAGGGCAGGAGGGGUGGAGGUGGAUAACGACACCAUCCGGAGGAUUGAGGAGCUCAAUGACUUGGACAUGCAGCUCUAUGACUAUGCAAAGGACCUCUUCCAACAGCGCUACCAGUACAAACGGCAGCUAGAGAGGAUGGAGCAGAGGAUAAAGAAUCGGGAAGAGAGGCUUCUUCACCGGUCCAAUGAAGCACUUCCCAAGGAAGAGACCGAAGAGCAAGGACGCUUGCCCACUGAGGACUACAUGAGCCAUAUUAUAGAGAAGUGGUAGCCUAGGCAGACUUUUAUAUUAAUGAUAUUCUAGGGUUUCCAUAUAAAAGAUCAUGGAAGUAAAAUUACAAAAA